This is a messenger RNA of Schistosoma rodhaini, 3070 nucleotides long. NCBI's taxonomy places the organism in Eukaryota, Metazoa, Platyhelminthes, Trematoda, Strigeidida, Schistosomatidae. The record is from the annotation of a GenBank genome assembly.
GAACCUUGUAGUAAAGUGAUUUCUCCGUUACUCGUGUCUUCUUACUGGUCUUUCAAGUCGCUGAGUAGUGCUAGCCUGGGGUUAUCCGUAUAGCUUAGGAUCUGAAUAUAGCGUUCAACCCACAAGACAUAUCAGUGGCGACGGGGAAAAACUACAAGACAUAUCACUGGCGACGAAAAAAAAAAUGACAAUGAGUAUUUCUUUAGAGCAAUUUGAAGCUUAUAUGGAGCGUCAAGAAAAACGGUUUGAACAGUCUCAAAUCAGAGUCAUGGAAGCUCUUAUGCAGAAAUUAUGUAUGUCUCAACAAAACUCUGCUGCUGGUGAAUUUCAAGUAUCUCAUACUCACUCAGUUAUUAACGCAAUCCAUGAAUUUAAUUUUGAUGGUGCAGCAGGUGUCACUUUUAACUCUUGGUUUAAGAAGUAUGAAGAUUUGUUUCAUAUUGAUCUCUGCAGACUGGAUGACGCUUCAAAAGUCAGAAUACUUCUAAGAAAGCUUGGGACAACAGAACAUGAACGCUAUAGUAACUUUAUUCUCCCGAAGAACCCACGAGACUUUAGUUUUGAUGAAACAAUUCAAACCCUGUCUCAAAUCUUUGGAGAACAGUCGUCUCUAUUUAAUAUCCGUUACCAGUGCUUGAAGAUAACGAAAGAAUCAGGAGAUGACUGGGUGAAACAUGCAGGUAUUGUGAACCGAGAAUGCGAGAGGUUCAAUUUGUCUUCCAUGUCUGAAGACCAGUUUAAAUGCUUAGUAUUUGUCUGUAGCCUGCGUUCACCUGAGGAUGCUGACAUCCGAACGAGAAUCCUAAGCAAACUUGAGCAUUGUCCCAACAUGACCCUGCAGGAAGUGACUAAUGAAUGUCAAAGGUUAGUGAAUUUGAAGCACGAUACCUCGAUGGUAGAAAACACUAACCAGUUCCUCCACGUUAAUGCUGUUGAGAGGAAAGUCGAGCAAGGUUCCAGUAUACAGAAUUAUCGAAAUGAUUGCGGUAAACCAUCAUCCCCAUGCUGGUUAUGCGGAGGUUGGCAUUUCAAAAGGUUUUGUCCGUUUAAAAGUCAUCGUUGCACUACGUGUUCCAGGAAAGGACACAAAGAAAGUCAUUGCAAAACCCGUAAACGUCGUCAACCUAAAGUUUAUUCUAAAAGAUUCAAGCCACGCACAGCCAAGGUGACGGUAGCUGCUAACAGAAUCGGCUCCCAUAAUCGUAGAAAGUAUGUUUCCCUCAAGAUUAACGGGUACGAUGCCCGCUUACAGCUAGACACAGCCUCCGAUAUAACGCUUAUAAGCAGGAGGACGUGGGAGAAAAUUGGGAGGCCGAGAAUAUUUUCAACCUAUCAGACAGCACACGGCGCAUCCGGGGGGAUUAUAAACAUUGCUGGUGAGGUUCACUGUAAAAUCACAGUCGCAGAGCUUACAAAGAAGGGAGUAAUAUUUUUGACAGAACGGCCAGCACUCGACUUAUUGGGACUUGAUUGGAUAGAAAAGUUGAAAUUAUUAGAUCGUCCCAUAAAUUCAAUCUGCAACAACGGCACUAUGUCGAAAGUUGGGGACCCAACAUUGUUUCGUGGGGGAGGUUGAAGUCAGCAAAUGCAGUCUGGAUACCUACCCCGCUUCUUCAAAAAAGGGGAGGUGUAAGAUCGGCAUACAAUAAACUCUAUCAGAGCCUCCAGAGAGGCUCAUAAAGAGACCAACCAAUCAGCGAUCAGUUAGAAGCUAUGCUACUAAAAAUGCUACUAAAAUAACAAGGUCCUGAUUGGCUGUUAACAUAUUGCUACUAUGGAAUCUCAAGGUCUUUCUAAUUACUAUAAAGCCCCUGUUUUUUCUGUACAUAAUCGAACCUUGUAGUAAAGUGAUUUCUCCGUUACUCGUGUCUUCUUACUGGUCUUUCAAGUCGCUGAGUAGUGCUAGCCUGGGGUUAUCCGUAUAGCUUAGGAUCUGAAUAUAGCGUUCAACCCACAAGACAUAUCAAUAACUCUUGUAAGCGCUUGAAAAAUUCAUUUAGCACCUAAACCUAUUCACUAUUUCUAAUCAUUCUAGUACGUUCAGUUCAGUGUAUUAAAUUAUUAUUCACAUACAAGCAAAUAGAAAUGAUUGAAUACAAAUGUUCAUUCACACGAAACGACCGAAUAACAUUAACAAUUUCUAAAUAGUUUUAUUUUUAUCAGAAGGGUUUUUUGUGGAGAUUUUAGUAAUUUUAUAUAGUUGAGACCAUAAGUCAAUUGAAGCUAGACCACCAUAGGAAACCUGGAAGCACUGGAUAACCGUUUCCUCCUAUUAUUAGACAAUGAUCUAAGAUUAAUAAUACAAUAACAACCAUAAUAAUUAUAGCUGAUAUAUAAUUACUUAAAUAUUCCAUUCAUUGUAGUCGAUGGAUAAUUGACUGAAACUAUAUUUAAUCGAAAAACAUUGAUCUGAAACUAUAAUACUAUCGAACGGUAUUCCUUAUUAUUUAUCAGUAUUGUCUUUGUUCAAUAUCUUAAAUAAAUCAGCUUUCAAUAGUCAAUAAUGACUAAAUUAUUCCUAUGAACUAUUACCCUUGUUUGUAACGUAUCACAAAAACAAUUAUUCUAAUGACACAUAUCAUGAAGAUUAACUGCAACGAAUUAUCAUUCGAUUUCAAAAACGAAUAUUAAAUUAUAGGCAAUGAAUUCUUAAGUUUAAACUUUUAAGAAUAUUUUAUCAGUUCUGUUUGGUUAUACUAAAUAUUAGUUACUUGAAGGCACUUCAAUAUUAGAAUUCUGUUUAAAGAACGGAAAAAUAAUGAAAAGACGUUAAUAUUUUCGAGUUUUUCUUGAAGUUAUUGUUAUUUUUCGAUAGAAAAAUUAAUCAAUAAUUGUCUUCAAUGACAUCAAUUUCACCAUGGAACAAGAGUCGAGCGACAAGCUAUCAUUCUUCGAUAUAUUAAUAACCAGAACUGACACAGGUAAACUGGAGACUCAAAUGUAGAGGAAGCCAACCCACACUGAUCAAAUUCUCAACUACAAUAGCAACAACUCAAAAGCUCACAAAAUCGACUAUGUACAAACUUUGUUUAAGAAGGCGAGGACACACUGCAACAUAAUUACAGCACGG